Molecule: messenger RNA, 1501 nt
Organism: Chenopodium quinoa (quinoa)
Lineage: Eukaryota; Viridiplantae; Streptophyta; Magnoliopsida; Caryophyllales; Amaranthaceae
Product: putative ER lumen protein-retaining receptor C28H8.4
Exons: 6
Coding region: 237-1055 (272 amino acids)
Biological process (GO): protein retention in ER lumen
Cellular component (GO): membrane
Molecular function (GO): ER lumen protein retrieval receptor activity
Source: RefSeq, a predicted model, not a curated record
AAAAAAAGAAAAAUAAGCUAAUUUCUUUAUCUCUCCUCAUUUUUCAUUAAUAUUCAUAUUCAAUUCUAUGGAAAAUCUUUAGCUAAUCACACCAUUCUCUCUCAUCACCUCCAUUACUACACCACCUUCCCAAUUCUCAAAUCAAAAUCAAAUCUUGAUUAAUUUAUAACAGCAAAGAGGGCAAAAAAACCCUAAUUUCUAGAAAAAGUUUCCAACUUUGAAGAAAUUGAGAGAAGAUGAGGCCUCAGAGAAAGACGAUCCAUACGAUUAUGGCGUGGUUAAGAAGGCAACCGCCGAAAGUGAAGGCGUUUCUUGCGGUGGUCGCCGGAAUGGCGGCGUUGGUGUUGCUGAGAGCGGUGGUUCGUGACCACGAUAAUCUCUUUGUUGCGGCUGAAGCUGUUCAUGUUAUUGGAAUUGCUGUUCUUAUCUAUAAACUCACAAAGGAGAAAACUUGCGCUGGACUCUCACUUAAGUCACAGGAGCUUACGGCUAUAUUUUUAGCAGUUAGGCUGUAUUGCAGUUUUGUCAUGGAAUAUGAUAUCCACACGCUGCUUGAUUCAGCUACCUUGGUUUUCACAUUGUGGGUCAUCUAUAUGAUUCGAUUUAACUUGAGGUCAACAUAUAUGGAGGACAAGGACAACUUUGCUCUAUAUUAUGUGCUAGUACCAUGUGCUGUUUUAGCAGUUUUGGUUCAUCCAUCAACUUCGCACAACAUCUUAAACAGAAUUUCGUGGGCAUUCUGUGUAUAUUUAGAAGCUUCCUCAGUGCUUCCUCAACUUCGGGUUAUGCAAAAUACUAAGAUCGUUGAACCAUUUACGGCGCAUUAUGUAUUUGCGCUUGGAGUAGCAAGGUUCUUGAGCUGUGCCCAUUGGGUUCUUCAGGUUUUGGACAGUCGUGGGCACCUUCUAACUGCUUUGGGAUAUGGACUAUGGCCAUCAUUUGUUCUUAUCUCAGAGAUAGUGCAAACUUUCAUUUUGGCAGACUUCUGUUAUUACUAUGUUCAAAGCAUCUUUGGCGGGCAACUUGUCCUACGCCUUCCCUCCGGUGUUGUGUAAACUACAUUUUAUAGGAGGCUGCACCAAAGAAAAUGGUUUUGCAAGCUCAAUGGUGGUUUAAUUAUGCUUAUUUAACCGUCUUUGCACUCCAGAUGGGCUAUCAUGAGCCCAAUCCAGUUAGGGCUGUGUAAAAGUUAGAGAUGAAAGGAGAACAUUGGAUUAAUGUUGAAUCAUACGUUAUUUAUCUGGAAGAUUACAUUAAUUUUACAGCAUCAGAAACUCGGAAACAUAGAUAACUGAGUAUCUGGAGCAAUUAAAACACUGUUUCUCGUCACUUGUAUUUUAUGUGCUUGUGCCUGUAUUUCAUGUAUGGAAAUAUGGAAUCAUAUAGCUCAAAUUUUACCUUUGGGAUUUCUUGUCUUUGUCCUCGCAGAUUAUUUAAAGUAGACUUUUUACCCUUUGAUUGGUGAGUUAUGAAUGGUUGAAGUAUCAGUUCCACCAUCUAA